Messenger RNA from Diutina rugosa, 2763 nucleotides. It is a transcript of the gene MSH2, whose product is annotated as mismatch repair ATPase. The record is from RefSeq and is a predicted model, not a curated record. Gene Ontology annotation, cellular component: MutSalpha complex; nucleus. The coding region runs from base 1 to 2763 and encodes 920 amino acids. Lineage: Eukaryota; Fungi; Ascomycota; Pichiomycetes; Serinales; Debaryomycetaceae. The transcript has a single exon. Gene Ontology annotation, molecular function: mismatched DNA binding; ATP binding; ATP-dependent DNA damage sensor activity. Gene Ontology annotation, biological process: mismatch repair; mitotic recombination.
AUGUCACUGACCCGUCCCGAACUCAAGUUUGCUGACACCACCCACGAACGUCUGUACUUCCGGAAACUCGCCCAGCUUCCGGAAAAAGACGAUCUGGUGGUGCUCCGAAUCGUGGACCAUAAGGACUACUUUUCGUGUGUUGGAGCCGAUGCCGAAUUGGUUGCAAAUGAUAUCUACCACACGCCGCUGGUGAUCAAACACCACCAGGACACUCCCUAUGUGACUAUUCUGCCUCAAGUGUUGUUCUCGUUGUUGAAAUAUGUGUUGUUAGACAAGGGGAUGAAGGUUGAGUUCUACUCGCUGCCUAACAUCACUCAGAUCUGUGUGGGAUCUCCCGGGAACUUAGACGCAGUGCUGAGUCAAUAUGGCUUUAACUUUGAGUUUGCUGAUGGUCUGACUCCGGUGACUGGUGCCAUUAAGGUAUCUCAGGGACAAGUGGGGUUAGCGUGUUGCGACAGCACCAACCACUUGGUGUGGGUGUCUCAGUUUGAUGACAAUGAAUUGUACUCUAAUCUUGAGCUGGCACUCUUACAAAUUGGGGUCAAAGAAGUCAUUGUGCCUUAUCUGCGUAACACUAAGGUGCCUGACCAGCUCAAAUUGCUCCAAAUGUUGGCCAAGAUCGACGGUAUUCUCGUCGAUGAGCACCGUAACUUCAACGCUAACAACAUCAAUGAUGACUUGGCAAAGAUAAUUGACACCGACGACGAAAAUGUCACUCCCACCAUCUACUUGAAGUCGAGAGGUAUUGACGAAACUAAGCUCCCGUUGGCGAUGGAGUGCACUGCAGCAGUGAUUGACCACCUUCACUUGUUAGAGCUGGAAACUCCAUUUGACUUUAAUCUCUUCAACUUGGCUGAUUACAUGCGCAUGGAUCUGCUGACGAUUAAAGCGUUGAACUUGUUCCCGGCGGGGCUGGGCCAACGGCAAUCUAGUCUUAAGCCGGGUACCCAGGUGACCCUGGUGUUUGAGCUUUAUAGUCGAUACUGCAAAUCCACUGCCGGUCAGCGGCUUCUCAGUCAAUGGCUCAAACAGCCUCUUACCAAUUACGAACACAUUUCUCGUCGUCAACAAUUGGUACAAGCGAUGGUUGAUGAACUGGUAGCUCGGCUCUCGGUGCAUGAAUGGCUCCAAAAGGUUCCUGAUAUCAGACGGCUCAUGGCCAAAGUGUCACUGAAGCUGCAAGAUUACCUGAAUAAGCGGUUGGACGACAUUGUCCGUCUUUACCAAUUAGUGCAAUCUUUACCGGCUCUCACUGAAGCCUUAGAAGAUUUUGAUGAACCAUUGAUUAAGUCUGAAUUUGGCGACACGCUUAAUGAAAUCUCCACUCACUUGACUAAAUUUGCUGAGCUCGUUGAGUACACAGUUGAUUUGCUGGCGCUUAACCUGGCGCUGUUGGUCGGUGCCGAAUUCAACGUCAAGCCUGAAUUUGACGAAGGGCUUGUGGAAAUCGCCAACACUCUUGCUCGAGUCGAGCGAGACAUCCAAAGAAUCCAUGAGGAAGUGGCUGACGACUUGGGCAUGGAACUUAACAAGAAGCUCAAGUUGGAAAAGCACCAAGUUCAUGGUUGGGCUUUGAGAGUUACCCGUAAUGACUCGCUGGUGUUGCGCAACACUGGUAAAAAGUACCCUCAACUCCAAACGGUGAAGGCCGGGGUGUUUUUCACUACCCCUCGCCUUCAAGAGCUCGCCAAGGAAUACGACGACACCCACUCACAAUAUAACUCGAAGCAAGCUGAGCUCAUCCGCAAUAUUCUAGACAUUGCCGCCACGUAUCUGCCUAAGUUCACUCAGCUUUCAUUGUUGUUAGGAACAAUUGACGUGAUUGUCGCUUUCGCCAUUGCUGCUAUCACUGCCAAGAUUGAGUACGUUCGUCCUCAGUUAAUUGAGAUCGGUCAAGAAGGGCGUAGGGUGGAUUUGAAGGAUCUGCGACACCCAGUAUUGGAGGAACAGCCUGAUCUCGUCAUCGUAGCUAACGAUGUUGACAUGCAACCUCAUGGUUUCCUGAUUAUCACUGGUCCUAAUAUGGGUGGUAAGCUGACGUAUAUUCGUCAAGUGGGGGUGAUUGCAUUGAUGGCUCAAAUUGGUCUGUUUAUCCCAGCGGCAGCGGGAGCUACACUCCCAGUAUUUGACGCUAUUCUUCUGCGUAUUGGUGCUGGUGACUCUCAAUUGAAGGGGUUAUCUACAUUUAUGGUGGAGAUGUUGGAAACGUCGCUGAUCCUCGCGCUGGCGACUCUGGACUCUUUGAUCAUCAUUGACGAGCUUGGACGGGGUACGCUGACCUACGACGGUUUCGGUUUAGCUUGGGCCAUCUCUGAACACCUCAUUGCCACCACCAAAUGCUCCACUCUUUUCGCCACUCAUUUCCACGAAGUGACUGAACUCGCCGACAAAUACCCUGACCAAGUGAGCAAUCUUCACGUUGUCGCCGAGGUUGGCAGUAGCAGCGAUGACAUCACAUUGAUGUAUAAGGUUGAGCCGGGUAUCAGUGAUCAGCUGUUUGGUAUUCAUGUGGCUGAAGUGGUGAAGUUCCCCGCCAAAAUUGUCAACAUGGCCAAGCGCAAAGCUCUGGAGCUUGUUGAAGGGGGUGAGCUGGUGUGUAAGCGGUUGAAGGCCACCGAUGAGGUGAAGGAGGUGUUGCAGAAAUGGCGUACUGAAAUGGGCGGCAAAGUUACCGAUGCUGACGCUGCUGUCGCUCGCCUUCGUGAGUUGACCCGGGACAUGGUCGACGGCAAGGCGUUACAAGAACUUGUAGACACUUUAUAA